UAGUUUCUCUGAGUUUGACGACAGCUCAGUCUGAUUCACUUGAAAAUUUCCCGGUCAGAAUCAUUAAAAAUCCCUUUAUUUUUUUGUUACAGUUUCGUUUCAUAUCACACUUCGGAGGAACAUAAUCUUAAUUUAGAAGUCACAAACAUUGGAUUCAGAUACAAUGAAAGGGUUGCACCGACGUUGAUAUCAAUGUUUUGCGGUUGAGUCACAAGUGACAAGUGCAAAUCCAAACAACAAGGUGUGGAUCAUAGAAUGGAACUUGUGGGUGCUUCUGUUCCACCACAGUCUCUAACUUUGCCACGAACAGGGUUGAGUAGUUGAGUUCAGGGGGACAGGAGAUGCAUUAUAGAUUUGUGGGCAACAUAAUUGGCAUUUCAUGAUUUGUGUUAUGUAUCUUUUUCUACUGUGAUCUAAAUCUGGUUUACUCUGAUACCCAUGGCUUUCUAGUGAAGCAGUUGGUGAAAUGGAUGAUGCUGAGUGGAAAGUAACUGAAGGAGGGGAAAAAAGACAAAGGGAGCCGAAGGAUUUUGAAAACAAGAAAGAAUUCAACCUUUUUGCCUUUCUAAGAAAAUGGAAAAUCAGCAUCACCAAAUUCAAGAAGUAGCUGGUAAACAUGACAAUUUUCUAACCAAAUCAGUGAAAACAGAGAGAAGAACUAUCCAAGAACUUUGGCAGUGGGCCUCAAAAUGAUGCCUCAAAAAACAACAAGGGAAGUCUCAAGCUCUAAUCUUUUAAAAUGUGCCAAAUGUUGCAUUUUGUCUAACUCUCAUAUGUUGUGCUUCGGAUCUUCUGGUACCAUUAGGAGUUUAGGAGAAUAUUGAACAACUGACAAUAAAAUGGUAUCAAUCUGUGGACCUUUUAAUUAUGUUAUAGUUGAGCUUAGGCUUGUGAAUAUAUGUAAUCAAAUAUUAGGUUUCAUUAUCCUGCUCUUGAUGAGUUUCAGAGGCAAGAUUCCAUUAUUUUAUCAGCUUCUCAUUAUUUUUUUAACAUGUUUAUAUUUAGUUUUCUCCUUUUAAAUAGUUGUUAUUCCCAGUUCCUUAGUUCUUUAUACUAUCAAACUAAUACUACCCAUAUUAUGCUGUCUUAUAUUAUAUAUAGCCAGAACCAGGGGAUUGAAUUGGAUGAAUCAGAAGAAACUGUUCAAUAUAAACGACAGCAUGCAGUGAUGAUAAAAUUCUAUUGUCAAAUUCUUGCUUUUGAUGUUAGUUCUAGUAGAGUCUAUAAAAAAAUGGAGUUUUGACACUGAAACUAUGCAAGGUUGUUUUUCAAUUUCCUAACCAAUCAUGAAACAUCAACUGAGUGACUGACAUUGACAUUGCUUUUACAAAAUUGUAGUUUAUAGUGUUCUCUACAAGUAAUGGUAGCUCUAUAAAACCUCAGAGCUCAAGCUUUAAAUUUAAUCUUGUUUCUGAUUGCAUACUUUUAAUUAUCAGAGGUUUGUUCUUGAAAAAGUUAAUUCAUAAUAUUGGGCGAGGGCUAAAUAAAUAGUUGGAUUGAAUUGCAGUCAAAGUUUAAGGCCACCAGUAACUUGUAUUGGUAUCUGGGUAUGGUAAUCAUCAAGUUAAGCAGUUAGGAUCAAACUGUAGAUAUCUAAUUCAGUAUGUCAAAGAGAAUUUGCACCCUGUUAACAAAUCACCUAUUACUUCUAGCUAUUUGGUUAGGGUUGAAAAUGGCUUAAAAAUAACUGAAACUUAGUAUGAGUGCUUUAGAUUCUUCAGAGAAUACUACUCUGUAAUUGUAUGGUCUUACCUGCUGAGAGACUCUUAGCAUUCCCUCACAAAAUUGGAAGUUUUCAGUUGAAGAGGUUGGAUUCCACUUCAGCACGACAUAUUUCCAAGUAAGCAUCCCGUCAAUCUAUGAGGUGAUAAGAGUUUUAGGGUUUCACAUAUGAUGAGAUCUCUGCCAAUAAUUUGAGUGAAGAUCGGUAGUGAAGUGGUGAGUCCAGAAAUAGGUGGUUGAUAUUUGGUUUUUUCAUUUUGGUGAUACUAGUCAAUGCUAAUGCUGCACAUUGUACAAGGGGCCCCCAAUCAAUUUAGUGUGUGUUUGGAGUCAAAUCCAGAACGUAGAUCAUCAUCCUCUCUCCACAUCCAAUAGAAGCAACAAAGAGUAGUUUCUCCAUCAAUUGAUGUGAUUCUUACUUGUAUGUGGAUCUCAGAUGUGCUUCCAAACAUGCCCUUAACCUAAUGUAGCAAGGUCUUGACUAAUUAUUGGAAUGGAGUGGGAUGUUAUUGGUCACAGGUACCUCAUGUUCUUGUAGCUCAAGUUCUUAAACACUGAAAAAAGGUGUUGGUAAGUGUUGGCUGGUAUUUAUGCUUGUUGUUAUGAUUAUUAGAAUAAUAGAAUCUUACAAUUCUUGAUUUGGAUCACUUGAUUCAAUACAAAUUGGUAGCCAACAAUUCAUACCAUGUGAUGAAUCGUAGAUAACUUUGAAUCUUACUAUAAAUAUCAUUGAUACGAACACAUGAUUAAGCUAUUCAUUGUUUUUUAUUUUUUACUUUUCUUUAACCAUUUCUUAUUAAAGAAAUAAAAAAAGUCUGAUAAAUUUAAUUGAAAUUGUUCAAUGAAAGAGCAUUGAAGGAGCAUUAUUGAAUGAACAUUAUUUAAUUAUUCAAAUGUUUUAUUUUCAUUCUUUUAAAACAGGGAUUUCACACUGUCACUUUUUUUGUGCAUUUAUUCCGUUUCUCUAUUUUUAGUCUUGUUAAAUAGAGGUUUCACACACUCAAUUAUGACUUAUGAUUUUGUUUCAUGAUAUUUAUGAUAAUUUUUUAAUUUAAAAUUGUUACAUUGAGCACUAUACAUCAUUUACAUGAUAUAUUUUAGCUAUUUUUAUUGUCUUUGAAUUUGACAAUUUGAAACUACCUCUGGUCCUUUUUAUUAGAAACAAGUGAUAGUGGAAAUUACACUGUUGGUUGUUUCUUAUAAAAAAGGACCAAAGAGAGUAUUAUUUAUGAUUCAGGCUUCAAAAAUUAGCUUAACAAUUCAUGACUUGAAUGGCAAUUUGAUAACUUCCGUUAUGAAUUUAAGAUCGUGCCAUAUUUGCUAAAUUCAUUUCAUUCAUUGUAUUAGCCGUCAAAGUCAAUGUGUAUUUAUUUACGUCUUUUCUUAGCAAAUGACAAAAUUUUAGGUUUUUAAACGAGGAACUGCAAAUCAACAAAUCCCGAGCCUCGUCAGGUCCGCCGCAUCUUCUCUUUUGCUUGGGUACAGGAUCUGAAUACCUGACAAGAAUCAUCAAGUUCGGUGGAUUUUGGUAGCGAUUGUUGCCGAGGAUCUAAGUACCUGACAAUAAUCAUCAAGUUCGGCAGAUUUUUGAAGCGCUCGUCAUAGGAUCUGAGACAAGAAUCAUCAAGUUUGGCGGAUUUUAAUAGAGUUCAUUACAGGCAGAUAUACUUCUCUGUAACAUACUCUCUCUAAAAUGGACUAUAUCAAGUUCCAGACAGUUGAUUUGAGCAAGUACAUUUGUCCAAUACCGGGGGUGAAAGUUUUGGUUGUAGAUGCCAACCUAACAUUUCUAGCUGCUGUAUCAAAAAUGCUUCAUAGCCUUGGAUAUGAAGUUGUGACUGCUUCACUAGCUUCUGAAGCUUUAUCAAUUGUUGAGGAGAAGAAGAACGAGCUUAACCUUGUGUUUUUGGAGGUUCACUUGCCUGACAUGGACAUAAAUGCCCUCACAGGGAAAAUAAGAGAAAUCUCUGAUGUGCCAUAUUUUCUUAUGACUGCUGAUGAUGAUCUGUUUAACUUAUUACAAGAACUGUGCAAUGGGUCUAUACCGUGUUUCAAAAAGCCAAUUAAGAUUUCUGAUCUAAGUGGCAUGUGGAAAUAUGCAAUGUGGAAAAAAGAUGGAAGAAUAGCGAGUGAAAAUAUAAGAGGCUCUGGGCGGCUUCCCGUGGAGGAAAGUAUUGUAAACAACAGUCAAGAGCGGCAUCCAUUUGUGAACACAGGACGGCUGAUACCCCAGAGUUCAAAAAGGAAAGCACAAGGACUUAAAAUAGGGGGAGAACAAAGUGAAUCAUUAGUGCCGAAAAGGAAAAGGCUUAGUUGGCGUAAUGUUUCACGUACAAAGUUCUUGGGAGCUGCUGUUGAUUUAGCAGGAAUCAAUGCUACUCCAAAUCAAAGACACCGGCUUAAGAAUGUACUAGGACCUAAAAAGGGGACCUCUACAAACUAUUCACAGAGAUCUCGUCGAUCUUCGAAGAAAACUAAUCCUAUUAAACAGCACAGCGAUUAUAAAGGACACAGGCCUCAAUUGCAUAACCAUAAGUUUUGUAUCUGUAAUUGCAUGUAUCUGCAUUCUCUGCGCACUCAAACGCCGAACCUUGCAUCGUUAUUUUCAACUACGUGGACUUUGGAGGAAGAUGCAUUGUAUCGACCGCUGGAACAGCUUGGUGUAGCAUACUACACAUCUGGCUCUGGUGAUUUCAUGAACAAUGGUAAUGGGAGUGCAGACAUCAGCCAGGUUGAAAAUGCUGCUGAUGGAAAAGUUUUCAACGAGGACGCAUGUGUCUACCAUGUGAAUGAUCUUGCUGUGCAAACUGAAAUGGAUUUUUCAACACUGCUAGCCAAUGACAUGAGCCAAGAAUUUCCCCCACUACUUCCUGUUCCUCUACUAACAUCAGAUGAGGAACAUGGCAAUUCUGGGGCUGAAGCAGCAAAGAUUGAUGAAACUUUUUAUGCUCUAAAUGGAACUCAGAAGUUUAGCGAUGAGGAUUUAAAGAUCUGGUUAUCAAGUGGACUACAAAAUGAUGCUGUUGCUUGAAGCUGUGGAAAGCUUGAAGGAAUAGAGUUUAUCUAAUAAUUUAUCUGUUUUUUAGUACUUUUGCAUUGACAAAUUUGUCUUACUAGAAAGUCAUUGUUGAUAAUUUUCGUUUAGACUGAUAAUUUUUAGCUUUUAUCCCUAAUCGAAUAGUUUGUUUGACUUAUGACUUAUAUUAAUAUAUUAUUAGUGUUUGG
Cajanus cajan (pigeon pea) is the source of this 4947-nucleotide messenger RNA. RefSeq lists its product as uncharacterized. NCBI's taxonomy places the organism in Eukaryota, Viridiplantae, Streptophyta, Magnoliopsida, Fabales, Fabaceae. The record is from RefSeq and is a predicted model, not a curated record. Gene Ontology annotation, biological process: phosphorelay signal transduction system; cytokinin-activated signaling pathway.